Messenger RNA from Hypoxylon fragiforme, 288 nucleotides. Its product is annotated as NADH dehydrogenase, alpha subcomplex, subunit 2. NCBI's taxonomy places the organism in Eukaryota, Fungi, Ascomycota, Sordariomycetes, Xylariales, Hypoxylaceae. The record is from RefSeq and is a predicted model, not a curated record. Bases 1 to 288 code for a protein of 95 amino acids. The transcript is spliced from 4 exons.
AUGUCGGCCAAAUAUGCCUUCACAAAUACCCUGAAGGAGGUUCGCUUCCUAUUCUGCCACACUGGAGAGGGUAGUGCUGCUGUCAGGUCAUUUAUCACGAGAGCAUACCCUACGAUGAAGAAGAACAAUCCCCAAACCCCGAUCCUCAUCCGAGAAGCGUCCGGCAUAUUACCCAAGGUCUAUGCGAGAUAUGAGUUCGGAAAGGAGACAAGCAAGUCAUUAGAAGGACUCACAGACAAGGAAAUCGAGGAUACCGUUACACAAUUAGUCAAAAAUGCAGCAGCAUGA